AUGUUACUUCAGCAAGUUUGCCCGGGAAAAUCCAAUGGAAAAAUUCAGAGUUUUCACACGGCCCGUUAUGAGAAUAUUCGUUAUCUUGUAAGCUAUUCUAGACACAGGUGUAAUAAGAUCUAUGGAACCGGAGAGAAACUCGUUAUAUGUAAAGGAGAUUCAGAGCACAUACAAACCAUUAAAAUAUCUGAUUUUCUUGGCGAUGACACCAUUAUAGAUAGAAUUGAAUCAGUAGAAAUUUCCGAAAAUGACGGCAAGAUUGCAAUUACAGUUGGAGUCAAUGUACUUGUCUUCUGCCCUCAACAAGUCAAUAAAGAUAUGACUGUGCAAUGGAAGUUAAUUAAAAUACUGAGGCAUGAUCAUUUAGUAUUUUGUACCUCCUGGACCGUUGGCUUACUUCUGGUGGGAGGCGAAUCAUUACUGACGCUAUGGGAACUAAUUCUGAUCAGCAAAGAUUUCCCGGAAAAAGUUAUGUCAUCCAACUGUGAUGCUGAGAUCGAGUGGAUAAAAGUAUGGGAGGAAAGAGUUGCAUCGAAAGUGGUUAUUGCAGAAUUCUCUUCAGAUUCUACAAUGUUCGCCACUGUCGGAGAGUGUGACCGCUUAGUGAAGAUUUGGUGGAAUACCCAAAAUAAUGAAGCGAAAGAACGAAAAUAUGAUUUUAAUUAUUUACCACACCCACGGGCCGUAACCAAUUUUGCAUGGCGUAGAGGUCCACCCGAACAAAAAAAAUCAAAUAGCAGCAAUAUUCUAUUGACAAUGUGUAAAGAUGGUAUAUGUAGAAUUUGGGUACCAACGAAUCCAGAAGAACCUCAUAAUCUUUACAUAUCCACAGUAGUUGAUCCUGAACAGUCAUUAGUAACACUCCAAUUGUCGGAAGAGGAGAGAGCCGGUCAUGAAGAUCCCGAUUAUUUUACUCCAAUACAUUGGAUCCAUCCAAAAGAAUUUUUAACUUCUUUAAGAAUAUCUAUCGAAACAUUUGAUGGAGAAAUUGAUCAAGCCAUACUUGGUUCAGGAUUAAGGAAGUUGAAAAAUCUCGCAAAUGAUACAUCUGAUUUGUUUUAUCAGAUACGACGAGAUGGAUCAAUGGUGAUUUGGGGAAUACGCAAUCUUUAUUGUAGACCACGCCGGGUUCCUAAGGUUCUUGUAUUGUUACGCACUGCGCAAGCAAUUCCUUUUUCUGAGGUGGAUUAUUUUUUCGGAAGCGUUGCCACUUUCCAUGAUGGUAAUUCUUCUGACUUCAUGAAAUCAUCAGUAGAGUUGGCUGUAGUCGCCCAAAGUCCUCAAGGCAUUAUUAAUAAAUAUGUAAUUCGUCUUGUUGAGAUAUUCGAUAGUUUACAAUCAACAGCAGCUCUAGAGUUGAAAAAUUCAUGGACCGGUCAUCGUAGUGACAUAAAUACAAUGGUUAGAGCACCUGAAGGGGAUAGCUUCGUUUCGCUGGCAAAAGAUGGAGAAACAACUUUGUGGAACAUAUCGAUACCGGAGUCAUGUCAGUAUGAUAAGAAAAUUGGCCCGAAAAUUGUGGAAAUAUCCACUGUUUUUAUGGAUUCGCAAAUUAAGCAUGCGUGCGUACUUCCAGAUGGGAAGUUUCUAGUUGCAUAUGAUGGAAUUCGUAUUGCACUAUUUUCUUGUGAUGACAGUCAUUCGUACCAAACUGCAAUGCUCGAAAAUUAUGAUCCCUCUUUCGAAUUGGGUUUGCUAUUUUCUUUUCAAUGCAAGAAAGGAUCUUCAUUGACAACAUUUGUCGCGGGAGUUAGUUUUCACAAAAGCAUGGUUUUUUUGUGGGACAUAAUAUACGAUGAUAAUGCCAGCAUUCCAAAAAUCAAUUUUAUUUCAAAAUCACACCUGAUGGCUAGUGACAUUACAAUGACUGUCGCAGUUGAACAAUGGGCAGGUGCCAAUGCUAGAAAUUAUCUAUCUCGAGAUUAUUGUCGUCCCGUUCUUUUAACAUUUUCUUCUGGUGAUGGAUACCUUAGAUAUUGGCAAUUUAACAUAAGUAAGAAAUCCUCUGUCACCACUAAAGUCUGGAUGAAAGAGGUGAUGUUUCAUAUUGGUGAUAGAACACCUAAAUUGAUAAAAUGCGGACCGCAGGGAAAAGUCGCCGUUGUUCUUGAAACUUCCGUUGGUGAUGAGUUCGCGAUAUGGGAAUGCAUCACCAGGAGACUUUCGCCCACCAAAGAUUUUGUUUCAAAGUUUAGUGAAAAAAUAGUUGACAUUGAUUGGUUGUUUACUUCAAACGCGGAGAUUGUGCUGGCUGUAUCAACCCCACGGAAAAUUCUAAUCUAUACACGACUUCGUAAAGAUCAUGCUUACUUAGGAGAUUCGUGGAUUUUGUUUUCAGAAAUUCACAUUCCAGAUAAUGUGCCAUUGUCCGCCUCUAGAGCGAUAUGGGGAAGCAGAGGUUCUCUUGUUGUGUCUUCCGGAAAUCAGUUGAGAUGUUAUAACAAGUGGUUGAGUGAUGAAAGCGCAAACAAGGCUUCUUUAAUAACAGGUGUAAAUGAGUCUUUUCCCACUUUAUUUCACGUUGUUGAUUGGUUGAACGGACCGUUACCUCAUCACCAUCCUACUUUGUUAUUACAACACAUAUUGUGGGGUAAAAUGGAAUUGGCUAAGCAGAUACUCGCUCAUCUUUACAAAUAUCUCAAUAUCCUCUUUAAUUCCAAUAAACCCAUUUUAAAAAUCCCACCUGUUCCUUUCGAUAAGCUGUUUGAAGACGAUAAGGUUGGUCCGGAUAUCUUAUUUGACAUGAAUGCUUAUCAAUAUUCUGACUUAAUUGAAAUUCUACAGUCAACCGCAUCUAGAUCUCGUCGUUAUAGCCUUCUAUUUGGAGAGGAUAGUGAUGAUGAAGGUUCUCAAGAAAUUGCAAAUAAACUUGAUUUCACAGAAGAGGCAGCUGAUUUUCUACGUGAGAAAUUAAAGGUUAUUUCUUUGCCUGAUUUAUCGCCCAUUGAACAAGCUCAAUUACUCGCUCUGAUUGACACGAUAAUCGAGGCGAAGAGUCAAAAAAGAAGUUUGGACGAAAAUGGUGUUAGAUAUGUUUUGUUUAUGAGAAGAUUUCAUCAUUUGAAUCGAGUUUCAUUAUCAACAAAUGUGCGGACUUUUGGAUUGAGCUAUCGUGACAUGAAUUGGGCUUUGCAUAGUGAUUCCCAGGACUUGCUAAUAGAAUAUAGCAUUACUGCAUCGGGUGGGAAGUUUUUAUGGAAAGAUGCAAGGGUUCAUGGGAUCUUUUUAUGGGUUCGAAAUAACGAAACGGUGAGACAACAAAUGGAAAUUUUAGCACGUAAUCAUUAUAUGUCAAAAGAAGAUAGGGAUCCGAUCGAAUGCUCGCUUUUUUAUAUGGCUCUGAGGAAACGUAAACUCUUGUUGGGACUAUGGAGAACAGCAAAUGGUCACAAGGAACAAGCUGCUAUGUUAAAGUUCUUGGCGAAUAAUUUUGACGAACAAAGAUGGAGAACUGCUGCUUUAAAAAAUGCAUAUGCAUUGUUGGGAAAACAAAGAUAUGAGUAUGCGGCUGCCUUCUUCCUUUUGGGAGAUAGAUUAAGAGACGCUGUGAAUGUUUGCUUGAAACAUUUGGACGACUUUCAAUUGGCGAUUGCGAUAUGCCGUGUCUACGAAGGUGAUGAAGGGCUUGUUUUGAAGAGUAUAUUUGAGGAACAUAUUAUUCCUCUAGCUAUAAAAACAGGAGAUCGUUGGUUAGCCAGUUUGUCCUUCUGGUUCUUGAACCAAAGGGAUCGUGCGGUUAAGGCCAUAAUGGUACCCUUAGAGACCCUCUGCGAUAAUUCCAUGAUACAAUCACCCUCUCCGACGCCUACCGAGUCACCAGACGCAGCCCUCAUUGUUCUUUAUAAACAACUUAAAGAAAAAUCAAUUCAGACUCUUCGCGGUGCAUCUGAGAUAUCUCCAGAAACCGAAUACUUUUUCGUGUUACGUAGCAUUUUUGCUUAUGAUCGGAUGGGCUGUCCAUUAUUGGCCUUACACCUUGCCAAAACCUGGAGAUUUACUCAUGAAUCGAUAUCAAAAAAUCCAGAUCGUAUUUUGAAGUCUCGACGUAGAACAACGAUAUUCGAUAUACCAUUAUUGAAUCAUGACACUAGAAUAUCAAGUGGAUUUGUAAAUUUCAAUAAUUGGAGCUGGAAUAAUGAUAAUGAUUCAACGUCGCCAAUCUCGGCUGGUGGAAGAAACAGGGCUAGUGAUUUGUUUGCUGACGAACCUUCACCUUAUUUUAACGCAUACAAUAAUUCUCCAACAACGACUUCAUUUAAUAAUGAUGCAGAUAGUGCAGAAAUUACUUCUGGUGACUCUUGGGGAUGGAAUUCACCGAAAUCCGAUAUCUCUGCCAAUCAAAACUUCAACUCUCGUGUUUUUUCACCCGGAGAUGAUUCUUCAAGCGUAAAUACUACAGGUGAUUUAUGGAGUAGUAAUACGGAGAGCACUACUCUAUUGGAAGAUAUCGAUUUCGACGACUGUAAAGCCGAUCUUGUCAAACGUUCACUACAACAUCUUUUGGACGCGGUAACAAUAGCCUUUGAAAAUUCAAAACUAUUCGUGAGCAACCCUUAUUAUAAUAAUUACAUUGACAGAAUCAAAGACGGAUUGAAAAGUGUCUGUCAAAGUGGUUCCACGCGGAUGCAAAUCGAAGGUUAUACUCCACUUGCUAAUGCUGUUCACGGGAGCACCAUAAAUGUGAUAGGCGUAAUAAAAUCGUUUAAACAAAGAAGAAAGUGUAAUGGUUCAACUGAUUGGCAUUGUUCUUUUAUGGUGGUCGAUCAAUCGUUGCCCGACAUUGAAAGGGGAAUAUCUGUUAGUUUGUUUCGAGCUCGUAACGAAGAUUUGCCAGACAUAGAAUGUCCGGGAAGUGUAUUUGUGGGUGUCAAGUUGAAGGUUGAUAAGUUCUAUGAUGCACUACAACUUAUUUCCUACAAGAAUGAGUCAACGUGCUUUGUGUUUAAAGAGAAAAUUGAUGAGAGAAUUCUCUCGUGUGCAACAAAGCUUAAAAGCGAAGAAAUAAACAAUUAUGCAAUAAUGUUGCAAAAAUGGUGGAUCAAUAAGAUCGGACUUCACGGUGAUGGUGAUGGUAAUAAUAAUCGGCUUCACCAUAAAGUACGCCAACGACUUAAAAUACGUGAGCUCGAGAAAAAUGUAUUCUGUGAUUUAGUCGCCGAGAUACUGAAGAUCGAAGAUAAAAAUCCAACGACGGAAUUAUAUAUAACUGAUUACACAGAGAACAAAUACCUUAAUGCUUCGUCGAAGCAUAUAUUGCAAGUAUCUCUAUGGGACGAAAAUCGUCUUGAAGGUCAAAGCCUUCGAGUCGGCAUGAUGGUCUUACUUCAAAAUGUUCGCGCCAAAGUUAAUAAUUAUAACACGUUUCAAGCGGUUAUGCAUGGGGACCCAAGCACAAGAAGAUCCAGAAUAACCGUGUUGAACUCUUCAUGCCCUGAGGUGGAGGAAUUACUCAAGUAA
Molecule: messenger RNA, 5457 nt
Organism: Acaulospora morrowiae
Lineage: Eukaryota; Fungi; Glomeromycota; Glomeromycetes; Diversisporales; Acaulosporaceae
Source: the annotation of a GenBank genome assembly